AUGGCUAAAAACACAUCUAGUUCAGCAUUUCGGAAAAUUGAUAUCGAUCAAUACAAUGAAGAUAAUUUUAGAGAAGAUGAAGCUGAACAAUUAAUUCCAGGGGGAAAAUAUAUUGAUGCUCUUAAACAUGUCUUAGGCAAUGCACCUAUAGGUACCUCUAAUCAGCUAAUAAAAGAUAAUGCCCUGGCUUUAACCUUGAAGGUCCUAUUAGCUAUCAAAUCUGCACAAAUUGAAGAGGCUGUUAGUUGUCUAUCUCAAGACGACAUUGACAUUUUAAUGAAAUACAUCUACAGAGGUUUUGAAUAUCCAUCUGAGGGCUCCAGUGGCCAUCUUCUUCUGUGGCAUGAAAAAGCUUAUAAUAUUGGAGGGGCAGGAUCCAUUAAAUCUAUAAUCCUAUUACUGGUUCACAUUGGCACAAGCCUUUCGUCUCACCAUUCACAUACAAUACCAGUUGAAGGAUAUGAAACCGAAUUACACAACCUCGGGGAACAUGUUGAAAUACCGGAAACGCCCGUUAAAGUUAUUAAAAUUACUAAAACCGUUGCAGUUAAAAUACCCGUGCCUUAUCCUGUCAAAGUUGUAGAAAAGGUGCCAUAUCCGGUUCACGUAAAUAAGCCAUAUCCUGUUCCAGUUCCACAUAUAGUUAAAGCGCCUUACGCUGGACUGAAACAUGACCACGAGCAAGGUUUAAAGCAGAGCGGUGACGAAUAUCAGAAUCAUGGAAUUAACUCCUACCAAGUGAAAGAGAGCGAUUACGAUGCGCCUGCGCCUAACGGGCAAGAGUACUCUUAUAACAGCCCAACGUACAAUCACUAUGAUGCACCGAUCGUAGAUGAGUAUUCAGAAGCAUUACCACAAUAUAAUUCUUUCGGAUCAAACGGACUCCACACGGAUUCCAAAAGAUAUAAUGAACCUUACUAA
Molecule: messenger RNA, 921 nt
Organism: Leptosia nina
Lineage: Eukaryota; Metazoa; Arthropoda; Insecta; Lepidoptera; Pieridae
Source: the annotation of a GenBank genome assembly